Molecule: messenger RNA, 487 nt
Organism: Danio rerio (zebrafish)
Lineage: Eukaryota; Metazoa; Chordata; Actinopteri; Cypriniformes; Danionidae
Gene: fam133b
Product: family with sequence similarity 133 member B
Source: RefSeq, marked provisional
AAGGACGAAAAGGACUCUCGAAAGAAGAGGAAAGCUGAAAGAAGUCAGUCCGAGUCUUCUGACGAGUCUGAUGUAGACAAAGACGCUGACUCCAAAAAGAAGAAACAUAGUAGUGAAGAGAAGGAGAAAAUUACAGAUAAGUCUAAAAAGAAAAAGAAAAAGAAGAAGCAUAAGAAACACAGCAAAAAGAAAAAGAGGAAGACCUCCAGCUCGGAGUUGGACUGAAGGUGCUAGCGGCGGCUGGAUUUGUGAAUGGUAACGGAAAAGACAGAGCUCUUGACAGACAGUGGAGAAAUAAAUCCAUCAGAAAGCUGUCCAAGUGACUCUUAAAAGUGGGUGCUCUUUAGCAUCGUGCAGCUGUAGUGGAGACUGGGAUGAGAGGAUCGUGGCGGGGGUGUUGAACAGGGCGUGGGGUUCAUUACGUCAGGUUUGUGUUUGUUUUUUAAGCAGAUGAUUCUCAGUCCAAAUAAAGACCAUUUACACAUCA